GGUCAAUAAUGAGUCAAUCUGUUGAUCAAUCAGAAGGGUUCAUAUGGGAUGUGUGAGCAGUGAGAGUCUGUAUUCUGCACAAAGAGGCCAGAGAUGCAGCUCACACACUCGCUCUUCUGCCUGUUCGUGGUCGUGUCCUCUGCCCUGUCAGAGGACACAGUCGUGAACCCUAGAGGUGCUCGUCCUAUUGAACACGGUUACAAGGCACAAGAUACCUGUCAGAAAAAAGAAUGGCCUAUGUGUACAGAUGAUGACUGGGGAAGCAAAUGUCCAUCCGGCUGCCGAAUUCAAGGCCUCAUGGACAAAGCUGACCACGAUAUCCUCAAGAAGAUUGAGAGGAUUCGUAGUCUCCUGGACGAGGGCAAGAAACUUUAUCGCUCUGCUGAUCAAGUGUCCAAAAACACUUACACUUACCUAAGAGAGCGACUGACCUCUACCGCCGGUAAUGAUAACAGGUACGCCUCAUUGGCUGAUCAGCUGAGACAGAGAAUUACUGAUAUCAAGAUUAAAAUCGACCGUCAACUCCGGUUACUGGACGCUCUGAAGUCGCAGGUCAAAGAUCAAGUUAUUGUAAUGCAGCGACUUGAGGUCGACAUUGACAUCAAACUACGCACAUGCAAAGGCUCUUGCGCCAGCUACAGUGAGUUCACGGUGGACAGGGAGAGCUACGUGUCUCUGGACAAGCAAAUGGACCAUCUGGACACUAUGCGCGUGCAGAGUGUGGAGACAGUCAGUUCCCUGGGAAUCAUGAAGAGCAGGCCGUUGAAGGACGUGGUGUUACCCUCCAUAUACAAAAGUGGAACGGGUAAAGCCGAGCAGAAGCAGCUCCUCUUCGGGGACGUGGGUCAGAUGCAGCUUACUCUGGAGGCGGAAGGUUCCACUGCCGAAUCUGCCGCAACUGUUAGCAAGUUCCCCACAUCAGGUAUGGGCUCAACUUCCUCCUCUUCAUCGCAUACCUCCUCCUCCUCUUCCACCUCCACCGUCAAGCAGUGCACCAAGACAGUGCGCAAAGUGGUAACACACACCAAAGACGGCCCCGUGGAGAAGACCGAGGUUACGUCUAGCGGGCCCGGGUGUGAAGAUUUAGUAAAACUAGCAAUUUCUGAUUCCGAAUUUUUGACGUCACCCAAAGAUGGGAAAGAUCUGAGCCGUGGCAACACAAAAAUAACCAUGACUGGUGGGGAUGAAAAGUCUAUCACUUCUCUCACUCACGGCACCAGUGAUCUAGGCGGCUUCGGUGAAGACUUCUUCAAGGGGCUUGGCACUGAUACCCAAAGGUUAUCCUCAUCUUCAUCCUCCACAAAAACAGUCGUGUCAGAUGGAAGCAAAAGUUUCUCAAAGACCACCUUCUCUAGCGACCCAUUUUUUGAUGGGGAUGACCUCGGGGCGUUUAUGCGUGCUGAUGUCGAAGAGGAUCUGCCCGACAUCCACGCACGAAGUUUGAAAUCGAAGGACGAGCGCAAGGCUGGCUUUGUUGGUGGAGAUUGCGUUGAAAUCCAGCAGAAGCAUGUUAACGGCGGUCAGAGCGGCCUGUUCAAAAUUAAGCUGGCUGGGUCGGAGGAGGUAGUAGAGGUUUACUGUGACCAGGACACUGGGAUGGGGGGCUGGGCUCUGGUUCAGCAGCGGGAGGAUGGGUCUGUUAACUUCAAUCGCACUUGGAAGGAGUAUCGAAAUGGUUUUGGGCAGGUAGACCAACAGGGUAAGGGCGAGGUCUGGAUCGGCAACAUCUUUCUACACCUUCUCACUCAGAAAGAGAGUCUUCUGAGAGUUGAGCUGCAGGACUGGCAAGGGAACGAGGUAUAUGCCGAGUACAGUUUUAGAGUUGGCUCGGAGGCAGAUGGGUUCCCAUUGACCGUGUCCCAUUACACGGGGGACGCAGGUGAUGCGUUAGUGAACGGACAGCCUAAGCUUGGAUCCUUCCUUUCACAUGCUGGCAUGAAGUUUAGCACCUUUGAUAGGGACAACGAUAAGUGGGAGGAGAACUGUGCGGAGAUGUAUGGUGGAGGGUGGUGGUACAAUAACUGCCAGUCAGCCAAUCUCAAUGGGAUUUACUAUAAAGGAGGCCAGUACGACCCCAACACCAAAGUCCCUUAUGAGAUUGAGAAUGGUGUCGUGUGGCUGCUUUUCAAACCAGCUGAUUACUCUCUCAAAGUAGUGAGAAUGAAGAUCAGACCUGUCUGAAAAUUGAAAAAGAGGGGAUUUGGGGGGGAGAGGACAGAUAGCCAUUGCUUUGAAUGAUCAGUAUCAAUAAGCAUGCUUGUCAUAAUGUAAAGCUGUAAUGUUGCCAUGUAUAUUUUUACACAACCAUCAUACCUCAUGUUUCCAAUAAAAAUGUGUUCACUUUAA
Messenger RNA from Rhinichthys klamathensis goyatoka, 2346 nucleotides. It is a transcript of the gene fga, whose product is annotated as fibrinogen alpha chain. Gene Ontology annotation, molecular function: signaling receptor binding. Gene Ontology annotation, biological process: blood coagulation; protein polymerization; platelet activation. Gene Ontology annotation, cellular component: fibrinogen complex. The record is from RefSeq and is a predicted model, not a curated record. Bases 94 to 2181 code for a protein of 695 amino acids. NCBI's taxonomy places the organism in Eukaryota, Metazoa, Chordata, Actinopteri, Cypriniformes, Leuciscidae. The transcript has 6 exons.